AUGCGCAGCCUUUUCCCGGCGCCGACGGAGCGGUUUCACACGAGCCCGGCGCCAGCGGCGGCCACCAUGCUUGCGCGGGCGGUUCGCGCGCCGGCAGCGCGGCUGGCGCCGCGCUGGUGCCGUCAAAUGGCUGUGCAAAAGUUCCCUGUGCCGGAGAUGGGCGACUCGAUCAGCGAGGGCACCGUGCUCGAGCUGAGCAAACAGGUCGGUGACUAUGUUGCUUUGGAGGAGGUCCUUGUGGUGGUGGAGACGGACAAGGUGACGGUGGACGUGCGGUCCCCGGCGGCUGGCACGAUCACGAAAUGGGUGGACCUGCGGCCGCUGCCGCGCCCGCCGGUGCGCCGAAAAUGGGCGCUCCUCCUGUCGGAGUGA
Emiliania huxleyi CCMP1516 is the source of this 372-nucleotide messenger RNA. RefSeq lists its product as hypothetical. Bases 1 to 372 code for a protein of 123 amino acids. Lineage: Eukaryota; Haptophyta; Isochrysidales; Noelaerhabdaceae. The transcript has 3 exons. The record is from RefSeq and is a predicted model, not a curated record.